UGAGUCCUAACUCGGAGCGAGCGCGCGCUGCUGGAGUUAGAGAGAUUACGCUCAACCCGAACCCCGAGCCGGAACCCGAACCUGUUCUCAUUUUCGGAUUUCAACAUUCUCUCUCUCUCUCUCUCUCUCUCUCUCUCUCACACACACACACACACACACACACACACUCUCGCCAUGUCCGAGGUUUUGCCCUACAGCGAGGGGAAGAUGAACGGCUACGGGCCGGACGACGAGGUCGGACAAAUGUCGUUCAGCUGCCGGCUGCAGGACACCAACUCGUUUUUCGGCGCGUCGCAGUCAAAAAGGCCGCCGAAACUCGGACAGAUCGGGCGGGCAAAGCACGUGGUGAUUGAAGACGACCGAAUAGACGAGGUGUUGAAGGGCAUGGCGGAUAAACCGUCCCCCGGGGUGUAGACCCUCCGGACCACUCAGAACCUUUAUUUCGCAUUUAAUCACCGGUUUGAAGCACCGCAUGUAAAGCAGUGAGGAGCGACUGAGAAGCCUGUGAGGAUCAGGAUGCUGAGAGCGGACUGAUAUGAUAAAGGGGUGAUGAAGAUGAUGGAUGAUGAUGAUGAUGAAGAACUGGCAUGACACGACCUUGGGCGUUUGGGUUUUAGGUUGAAAAAAAAAUCAUAAGCGGAAUUUUCUUUCCAAGCUGCUGGUUUAGAUUCUAAAUUCUCCACAGUAACCCAUCUAGGCCUAGAACAAUCCACCCACCUUUAUCACAGCGAUGAGAAGAAGUCCUGCUCGGGUCCGACUUCAUCCACCAUCACGAUCUCAGUGUUCAGUGUUUGGGUUUUAGUGCCACGUUUCAUCGAUGUAGCUGCGUUGAAUCAAUACGGGUCACGAGCUCACAAACGACGCAACACUGAGUUUUAAUAGGACAAACAAACAUGAAACGCAACAGUUGAGGAUAAUUGUGUGCAUGUAGUAUGCAUGACAUUUCAACUGUAGAAUUAUUCUGCGGUAUUUCAGUAUUAAUGUGACAGUAGAAUAGUGUACACUCUUAGAACCAAAGGUACCAAACUGUACUUUAAUCUUAACAUGGUGUUAAUCUUGUUGUUAAACUUUAAAGGUGCAUCAGUGAUUCAUCAGCACCAAUGUUGCGCUGUUUAGCCUAGGAUUUAUAAAGACAACAUUUUACAAGCAACAAGAAAAGUCCAGCUUGGCACCUUUACCUGUCCCAGUGAAGCCUGAGCAUCAUUUUACUUUUUUCUUUUUUUCUUUUUUUUGCUUGCUGUACGCUAUGACGUCACACCAUGUUGUGUUGUUUAUUUCCACUUAGGGUUUCAGCGUCAUGCUCUGAUUACACACUUCCGAAAAGGAAAUAGGUGACAAGAGCGCUUGAGCGUGUAGGUUCAAAACACACACACACACACACACACACACACACACACACA
Clarias gariepinus (North African catfish) is the source of this 1400-nucleotide messenger RNA. It is a transcript of the gene camk2n2b, whose product is annotated as calcium/calmodulin-dependent protein kinase II inhibitor 2. The transcript is spliced from 2 exons. The coding region runs from base 175 to 414 and encodes 79 amino acids. Gene Ontology annotation, molecular function: protein kinase binding; calcium-dependent protein kinase inhibitor activity. NCBI's taxonomy places the organism in Eukaryota, Metazoa, Chordata, Actinopteri, Siluriformes, Clariidae. The record is from RefSeq and is a predicted model, not a curated record. Gene Ontology annotation, biological process: negative regulation of protein kinase activity.